CAUUUCAAAGGAUGGACAGCAGCAGCACGAGUGCAGAUCGGGAAGUAGAGCAACAACGACUAGGGACGGCUUGGAUUUUGCAUCACCACUCUAUCGCAGCCGGCGAUGGCUACUCCUCAUCAAUGCAAUCAUGUCCUUACUACGUCCAGAGUCCAUUAUCAUCGACCCUCGACGACGACGUCGCCGUCAAAGCUUCCGACGAGGAAGAUGAACAUGAUGGUGGUGGUGGCGGUGGUGGAGAGGAGUAUUACUAUGAAAAGAUGAGACCAUCUUCCGACCAAGGCGGCGGCGUUUGGCGGAGGUGUUUUUCCUUCAGUAGGAGUUCUUCCUGUUCGUGGAUUUCGGUGCAGUUAUUAUGGAGGUUUUUGGUUAGUUUCGGGCUGGCUCUCCUUGUGUUCUACAUUGCUACCAAGCCACCUCCUCCCAAGGUUUCUGUCAGAGUAGCAGGAAUGAGUGAAUUUCAGCUAGCAGAAGGAGUGGACUCAACUGGUGUGACGACUAAGAUCCUCACCUGCAAUUGUUCGCUGGAUGUAUUAAUAAAGAACAAGUCCAAACUCUUUGGUCUUCAUGUUCAUCCCCCGAUCCUUGAAUUGUCAUUUGGACAUCUCCUCGUCGCCAUGUCUCGCGGCUCCAAAUUUUACGCUGAAAACCAUGAUUCGACGUCCUUUCGACUUUAUGUUGGGACGAGGAACAAACCAAUGUAUGGAGCUGGAAGAAACAUGCAGGAUUUGAUGGAGUCAGGGAGAGGGUUGCCGAUAGUGGUAAGAGUGGGGCUAAGCUCUUACUUCCGGGUUGUGUCCAGCAUUAUUCGGCCCAAGUUCCAUCACAAGGCGGAAUGCAUGUUACUUCUUGACAAAAUUUAUGACAAGAAACAUCAGACUCAGACAUUUCGAAGCUCCUGUAUAGUCUCGUGAUUGUUUACAUAUGUUUAUUGCCAUUCUUUAUCUAGAUGUAAGUUGAUGUAUGCACGCACGCAUCAGGAAACAUGUUACAUGUACUUUGCUGAUUGUUUUCAUUUCCGAACACUUUGUGGGAAGGAGU
This is a messenger RNA of Linum tenue, 1041 nucleotides long. NCBI's taxonomy places the organism in Eukaryota, Viridiplantae, Streptophyta, Magnoliopsida, Malpighiales, Linaceae. The record is from the annotation of a GenBank genome assembly.